Messenger RNA from Andrographis paniculata, 1876 nucleotides. RefSeq lists its product as uncharacterized. Lineage: Eukaryota; Viridiplantae; Streptophyta; Magnoliopsida; Lamiales; Acanthaceae. The transcript has a single exon. Gene Ontology annotation, molecular function: protein binding. The record is from RefSeq and is a predicted model, not a curated record. The coding region runs from base 227 to 1741 and encodes 504 amino acids.
UAGCUGGUAGAAUUAAAUGCCCACCACCUGACAAGUGAAAGUGACCCGACCCGACCCGACCCCCUGCAAUAUGUUUGGCGUCUCCAUGCCCAUGCCCUUCUUCUUCUUCUUCUUCUUCUUCUUCGCUAAUGGAAUGCCAAUGGUGUUAAAAGUGUUGCUAUUAUUAAUAGUGCCUCUAUUGAUUUGAUCUCUGCCUUUUUUUAUUCCUUUGCUUUCGCAGACAGCCAUGGCCAUGGCCAUGGGCUGGGUAACUACUGCUACUACUACUGCUUGCCAUUUCCUCAAUCCAUCCAUCCAUCCAUUCAAUGACUGGUUGAUGGAGACAAUUUCCCUCUUUCUCAAUAUACAUACAUAUAUGUAUCUGAUGAUUUCUCCCGAGAAGAAUCACAGUCACAGAGUGAAUGAAACUUUAGUAAUGAAGACAACACCACCACUACUACUUACUGCCAUUUUACUCAUCUUCCAUGCUCACGCCACUUCUCCUCACCUAGACUGCGAAUGUGAACCCGCUCCUCCACAACUGCCACCACCACCACCACCGCCACCUCCGCCGCCACCUCCCCCGCCACCACCGCAUCCAUGUCCGCCGCCAAGACCGCCGACGACACAAAUAUCACCGGAGCAGCAGGCCAUAUACGACAGAGCGGAGGCAGUCAUAGAAGAAUUUCGAACACAGAUAACCAAUGACCCCAAAGGGAUCACCAAAACCUGGAAGAAAGGCCGAAUAUGCCGCGACUCAAACAGCUACACUGGCUUCAUAUGCGACAAAAACAAAUUCGACAAACUAAACAGAAUCGCCCUCGUCAACUUCAACGGCUACGCCCUCGAAGGCGACCCCCUCCCGCUCCCCGGCAUCCUCGACAACCUCACCGACAUCAUCGUCUUCCACGCCAACUCCAACAACUUCUCCGGCCGCCUCCCCGCUGUCGCCGACAUCGUCCCCAGCCUCUUCGAGCUCGAUCUCAGCAACAACAAACUCCAAGGCCCCUUCCCCCCCACCGUCCUCAACGCCAAAAACCUCACCUUCCUCGACCUCCGAUUCAACUCCCUCGCCGGAAACCUCCCCCCUCAAGCAUUCAACCUUGACCUCGACGUCCUCUUCCUUAACAACAACCAAUUCGACGGAAAAAUCCCCGCCAAUCUCGGCGACUCCGCCGCCCUCUACAUCACCUUAGCCAACAACCGUUUCUCCGGCGAGAUCCCCGGCAGCAUUGGCAAAGCCUCCGAGACACUGCUGGAAAUCCUCUUCCUCAACAAUCACCUCCAAGGUUGUCUUCCUCACGAGAUCGGAUACCUUAAAAAGCUCACUCUUUUCGACGCCAGCAUCAACAGGCUCACCGGCACCAUCCCCGACUCCUUCGGCUGCCUCGUCGAUCUGCAGUACUUGAACUUGGCCGACAAUCUUUUCUACGGCGAAGUUUCAGAGUACCUCUGCUCGCUGAAGAAUCUGGUGACCGUUAAACUGGCCGACAAUUACUUCACUCAGGUCGGCCCCGAAUGUCGGAAGCUGAUCGCAGCUAAAGUUCUCGAUGUAAGUAAUAACUGCAUUGUCGGAGUCCCCGGGCAGAGAAAUGAAGCUGACUGCGAAAAGUUUUUUGAGAUGAAGCAGUAUUGCCCUGAUCCAAACUCCAUGAAAAUGUUGCCCUGCAAGCUUCAGCGUAAUACUACUACUGCUUCUGUUCCGGUGAUCAGGAAACUGAUGGCCAUGCCACGCACUUAUGCAGCUCUACAGAGACCGUAGACAGUAUGUAGAAAAGAUCCUUACAGGGAAGAAUUUCUUGUGGGGAAGAUGCUUUACAGUUCACAAAUGGAUGCAUAAGUGUAUAUCGUCAAGAAUGUGUGGAUAUGGAUAUAUAUGAUGAUUGUUGUUACUUAA